GCUGAACACGGGUUUGUUUAUUUGUGGCACACAGAGAACAGCUGCUGUUCUGUCUGCUAGUAGCUUCCUACAACCAGUUUUUAUUCUCAAAGCUAAUGAAAGCCUCCUUGUAUUGCUUCAUUUGACUUGCGCUCAUAUCACAGGUGGAGUUAAAGUGACGCCAUGGAGCCGGCCUGCCGCAAGGACAAACCAAAGCUGAACUCAACCCCGACCAGAGGAGACAGAGCCAAGCAGAAGUCUGCACAGCAGGAGGCCAAACAGCGACAGAGAGCAGAGAUAUAUGCAUUGAACAAAGUGAUGACAGAGUUGGAGCAGCAGCAGUUUGAGGCCUUUUGUAAACAGAUGCAGUCCCAAGGAGAAUAACAGCAGCAGCAGCAGCUCCGCUUCCGCCUUCCACGUGGAUCAGUUUCUGUUAUUCUACCCAAAAAGACACAACCUUUGCACUUCCUUGAACUGUUACAGAUAAAAUCACUACUGGAGCAUAUUCCUGAUACACAUCUUAAAGGUGCAGAAUCUUUAUUGCUGAUGUUUUAUAAACAGUUUUAUAAAUGGUUCUGGUUUUCUUCAUCCUAAUCCUAACAUGUUCUUUCAUUUUCAUUCAUGUACUGCUGUUUCAUUCUUUACUUCUUCAUAUUAUGUGGAGAAACAAGUUCAUUUCCAUGUACACAACUAUUGCAUAGCAGCUUAUUUGAAUUUCUAUUAAAUUAUAAAAAGAAUUGGAAGCAUAUAUUCUAUUCACAUUAGAUUCCAUCCGUUGUCUAAACCUGCCUAUCUGUUCGAGUCAUGGGUGGGCAGGUUGUGUUAACUCUGUCAGAAGUUUCAACAGUAAUAUAAAUGUAAUUUUCUGUUUCAUUUUGUUAUCUAAGAAGGUAGUUUUUAUUUCAAUGUUUCUGACUGUAUUAAAGCCUGUCGAUGCAAAUGUGCAACUUAAAACCACAGAGUAUUUUUUGGAGAAUAUACAUUUUCUUUUAAAUAGUUAUCAAAUUAUUUAAGAUCAGGUUCAUAAUUUGAUGUGACAUUACUUAAAGCAGAAAGACCUUUACCUCUGAGUUCCUACUUUUGAUGCUCUAUGAAACCAGACUGAUGCUUCCAGGUUACAUUUCAGUUUUAGUUUGGAAUCAGUAAGUGAUGUCUUCAGAUUCCUGAGAAUAUUUACUACUGUCUGCAAACUUCUAACAGCCAAACACUGUAAAACCUUAAAUGUUUCAAAAAAGUUUUCACUAUUUGAUUGACAUGUGUUGUUACAAACUUUGUACUAUAAAGAUUAAUAUUUGCUGUU
Messenger RNA from Poecilia reticulata (guppy), 1279 nucleotides. RefSeq names its product small vasohibin binding protein (gene svbp). Gene Ontology annotation, biological process: protein secretion; negative regulation of protein ubiquitination. Gene Ontology annotation, cellular component: apical part of cell. The record is from RefSeq and is a predicted model, not a curated record. Lineage: Eukaryota; Metazoa; Chordata; Actinopteri; Cyprinodontiformes; Poeciliidae.